Suillus discolor is the source of this 1555-nucleotide messenger RNA. RefSeq lists its product as uncharacterized. The record is from RefSeq and is a predicted model, not a curated record. The transcript is spliced from 2 exons. Lineage: Eukaryota; Fungi; Basidiomycota; Agaricomycetes; Boletales; Suillaceae. The coding region runs from base 176 to 1360 and encodes 394 amino acids.
GCCGAGUACCAUGGAACGUGAAUGCACCAAGCGACUCCCCCCCGAUAAAGAUGGAGAUUAGUUCUUUCAAUUUGUUAACUUGAUCCGCAGACCAUGUCAAUAUCUACAACCUGAUAUCAAAACUACAAAUAGCCCUAGCUUCACUCCAUUCCAUCUUCCCCACCAUCCAUUCAUCAUGACUUGGAACCACCUUCCAACUGAACUCCACUUAGCUGUUGCUCGCUUCCUCCCUCCCCGGGACACUCGUGCUCUUUCACGUACCUCCCGAACCUCCUAUAAUAUUCUCGCCCCUCAAAUCUUUUCCGAUGUCACAAUUACAUCUCGUAGUGCUCUCAAAUCAUUCGCCAUGCACGUACCAGCCAGAUACGGGGCCCAUGUAAGGCGUCUUAGCGUCUGCACGAAACCCGGCGAGAAUCCAGUCACACAAGAAGUUGACUGCACUGAAGACCUUGCAACCAUCCUUGUCACUUGUUCUCGCCUGCGGUCCCUAUCGCUCUCGCUCGCGGCAUCACUUGAUGCAUCCAAAAUCACAUCUGUGUUUGCUACUCUUGCAACGGUUCAAAAAUUUGAGAUCGGCUGUUGGGGUCAAGAAGAGACUGCGCCUGUAUCUGAGCGUGUCGCAGUCUCCCUUGCCGCGUCCUUGUCAUCCCUCACUCAUCUCACACUGUCCCGUAUCACUCGUUCAGCACUGCAUGUAGACAACUGCUCUCCCCCGGGCGUUCCGUUGGUGCUCAACGACCAUGACGUCCCUUCUCACCCUAUCCUCGGAGAAGAGCUUUGCCUUCCCAGCCUCCUAAAACUUCCCACUCUCAAGUCACUUGAGCUGAGGGACGUAUGGAUCGAUUGCGAUGAGAAUAUGUGUGUGCAGGGGAAAGUGGCACAGCUGGAGCGUGUAUCACUCUCCGGAAGCAUGUACAGAGAUGGCCAAGUAGAGAACAAGGCCUGUUUGGCGUGGCUUCGGGCGUGCGGUCCUGUAUUGCGGUCCUUCAAAACAGGAAUUCCUUUUGGCGAAUUUCAACCAUCUACUUGCCUCGGAAAGGACUGGAUGGCCGCGGAGCAUGAAUCCGUCAUUUCCCCUCUACCUACUCUCACAAACUUUCACGUGGAUGCCGAGCGAGUCGCUUUGGAUGACCUUCUUCCCAUGCUCAAUGUAUUGUCCGCUUGUGAAAUCAAGCGGAUCACUAUCGUCAACGCAGCAAUGUGUGCUGCUCAGGAUACAUUCACACGGGAAUGCGCAUCUGAUGAAUUCGAGGAUUGGCAGGAUGCUAUCGAACAGUUUCUCACUUCAAACCAAUGGGAUUCUCUCAAGAGCGUGGAGUUGGAUUUUGGUGAAGGUGCUCAAAGGGUCUGGAGCUUGUAAACUGCGUAGUUUUUUUUUUGGGUUAGUGUGGAUCUUUUUGUUGGACUUUUUUUUUCCCUCGGGCUCCUGUAAAACAACCCAUCCCCCCAUGCCGAAUCAGGCAUUUCAUUGUAUACUUAUUGUUCAAUUGCUAGAUGUACUGCCUCUUUAUACCAAAGAUACCAGCUCCGCCUAAGGGAGCAAAAUUAUUCGCUA